Molecule: messenger RNA, 6299 nt
Organism: Vitis vinifera (wine grape)
Lineage: Eukaryota; Viridiplantae; Streptophyta; Magnoliopsida; Vitales; Vitaceae
Exons: 4
Coding region: 2774-6061 (1095 amino acids)
Source: RefSeq, a predicted model, not a curated record
GCAUCUAUUGAUCUUUUAAAAUAAAAGACCAGCAAGUACCUACCCUGAAAUUACAGAGCCCGAUGCAGGUUUCUUACCAUCGACUUUCAACUGUUUGAGGGGUUUACAGCACCUCAUUAUGGAGGAAAUGUGUGAGGUUAAACUAAGGUUUAGAUAAGGGAGAAGGGAAGAAAUGGAUAGUGAAUGGGAAGUGAGUGUAGUUUUGUAAAGAUAUUAACUUUUUUUCUUAAAAAAUAGAGUUCAACUUGGGAAAAAAGUGAUGGACAGCAUAAUAAGUGCCAUGUGGAGGGGCCAUAUGUGUGAAUUAAGUAUGCUUGUGUUUGUAGGAAACUAGACCAAAUCCAAGUAAACUUAGCUACCAUAGUUGGAUUGAAUUUUUGGAUGGGAAGAAUGAUAGGAAACAAUUUCCUGUUACAUCCUUGAUUAUCUCAAUAAAUUCAACACAUUUUAGUCUCAAUAAGUGGACCCACUUUUUUACUAAGUGGACAGAUUAUAGGUGAUUGCUAGAAUCACUACAAAACCAUUGUUAGCAGUUAAGAAUUUUCAUUGUCUGGUUCUCAAAAAUAAAGUUAGCACUCAGAUUUUCAGAAUUGGUGUCUGACUGGAUGCAGAGUGAGAGGAAUUUAUUUUGUUUGGAUGUGAAAAGUUAUACAUGUCUGAAUAUAGUUUUGGGUAAGCUAUUGAGUCUCUCUUUUUGUUUUGGUCAAUUACAGCAUGUUUAGGUGUCCAAUGGAAAUGGAGUCUUUCUUUUCUUUUUCCAAUAAUGAUUGAAGGCAUAGCUUCUUGUACUGGAGUUAUUAUGAAAACUUAAACCCAAAUGUCAUUUUAGGACAUCUUUUUGUAUAGGAUUUGCUAUGGAAACUUCAAGCCUAAUGUGAUUUUAUGAAAUCCUUGAUAUGAUUUUAUGCAUGCAAGGAACUUGGCUCAUCUUGAACAUGCACGUGCACAGAUGUGCGUUCUCUCGUGUGGAAUUAGAUCACAUGCAUGUAGAAUUAGACUUGUCUUAAAUGCAAUGAAAACUCAAAACAGGCACUUUCCUGAUACUUUGCAAAACAUAUGCAGUCAUUUCAACUUCACAAGUUGUCCAGAUCAUCAGAAGCUUGCAAGCAUGUGCACGCUUGUGUUGUAGCAUUAGACUUGUGCUAAAUGGUAUGAAAAACCAAAACAUCUCCACAGGAGGUCCAGAUCAUUAUAAGAGAUAAAAAAUUGGAAACCUGUAGUAUGUUUAAUUGUUUAUUGUAGAAGUUCAUGAAGUAAUGAAGUUUGGUUAAGAGUCAGUGCUGGACAAACAUCGGAGGAAGGUAUGGAAAAAAUCUCCUUUUGUUUGUUUUGAUGCAUUUGGAGAGAGUGUGAUUCCUAGAGUUUGAAGGAGGAAGAGCUUCUUGAUAAAAAAUUGAUGGGGAUUUUUGUUAAAUGAGUGUGAGAAUGAUAUAGAAUAGCUUCAGGGUUGGAGAACUGUCCAAUGUUUAAUUCCAUAGAUAGUGCACAUUGUGCAUAGUUGGUUUUUUGUUUUUUUGUUUUUUUGUUGAGUGUCUUCUGUUAUUUCUCUCUUGGUGUGUCUGGUAUACCCCUUGGAUACAUAGAGUGAGCCCCUUUUUUAAUAUCUUUUGCUUGUCUAUUAAAAGAAAAUUUUCAUUAUUUUGCAAGUGAAAAAUUAUGCAUAUGGCUGAAUAUAAUUUAGGUGAGCAAUUGACUCUUGUGUUCUGGCCACCUUUGUCCAGUUCACCUAAUGUUUCAGUUACCCAUGUUUGGAAGUCCUGUGGAAAUGGGAUUCUUUCGUUUCUUAUUCCAUAACAAUGGAAAGCAUAGUUUUUUCAUGGGAGUCAUUAGGAAAGUUUGAAGCCAAAUGCCAUUUUAUGAAAUCCUUGAAAUGAUUUUAGGCAUGCAAAGUCUGAUAAAAAAAAAAAUUUUAGGCAUGCAAAGGACUUGUUUCAUCUUGUGCAACCCUGUAUGAAUGUGCACUCACAUGCAAGUGCAUGCUUGUGUAGAAUCAGGUUGUGAGCAUGUGUAGAAUUAGACUCGCCUUAAAUGCUAUGAAAAAUCAAAACACACAUUUUUCUGAUGCUUUAUAAAACAUAUCAAGUCACUUCAUCUCCAUUGUUUGUUCAAACCAUCAGAAUGGCAGUAGAAUAUGGAAAAUCUGUAGGAUAUUUAAUCUAGAACUUCAUUGGAUAUUUAAUUAGAAAUCGCAGGAUAAUUAAUAUAGAAGUCCAUAAAGUAAUGAAUUUGGUGAGACAAAUUAAAUAUGAGGUGGAUCAUGACACAAACAAUAUUAUUAGCAUCUUUAUUGAUUCUGUUUCACACUCUUUGUGCUUCUUUGAUUUUUCCUCUGCUGUUUUCCUCUCAUUUGUGCAUCUUUUUUAAAAAACUUUCAAAUGACAUUUCCAGAUGUCUUCUCUCUUCUCAAAAAUCCAGUUUUUCAAAGAGGCCCAAUAGGAUGCUUCAUCUUGUUCCCCUAUCCCAACAAGAAAAAGGGGAAAAUUUAUAUUGAACAAUAGUUUCAAGAGUUAAUGUAGUAUGUAUUCUCGGGCCCCUAUGUGAAAAUUUCUGGAUCCACGCCUGCUAAUGGAAAAUGAACAUGAUGAUGAUUAGAAUUCCAAAUGGUAAAUUUAAAGUCUCUACAUUGUGUCAGCUCAUCUUUUGGGGGAACAAAAUUAUGGCUUACUUUGCUUGAGGUUGGUGCUGGUUGCCCUGUGCUCCUUCUCAUCAAGAUCAGUUGGAUCCAGGCAUCGCAGCUGUUGAUCCAUGCCAUUUUGUCCAGACCAUCGUAAUCAUGUUUAAAGGUAUGGGAACAAAGGUGCAGUGUAAAAGCUAUUUGCCAGGAUAUUACUCCAUGAGGGAUCUUAAUGAGGAUUCUAACAGUGGUGGCUGGCCCCUUUAUUAUGGAGAUAAAACAUUGACAAAUGGGCAAUAUUACAAUGGGUUCCUGCCAAGGGCCAUUGCAGAUGCAUAUACUGGGUAUGAUAAGGAUGUACUAAAGCAAACAAUGCUUGAGCAUGAGGCCAUAUUCAAAGAUCAGGUCCAUGAGCUCCACCGCCUUUACAGAAAACAAAGAAACUUGAUGGAUGAAAUUAAAAGAAAGGAACUGCAUAAGCAGAGGGUACCUGUUGAGACAUCAUUGUCAUCAAGCCCCUUAUCAUCUCAAAUGCCAUCUGAAGAAGCUCGAAAAUGGCAUAUCCCUGGCUUCCCAUUGAUAAAUUCUGUUUGUGCUAGUCCAUCUGUUUCAGGCACUGAGAACAGUCAUCACCCUUUGAGUUUUAUAAAAGGGAACAGUUCACCAGCUGGUCCUGUUCAAUUCCAAAACGGAGGUUGUUCAAAGGAUUGUGAGGUGCUGGAGUCCAGGCCCACAAAGCUUAGGAGAAAAAUGUUCAAUCUUCAACUUCCUGCUGAUGAAUACAUCGAUACUGAAGAAGGGGAACAGUUUGGUAACAAUAAAGUGCCUGAUGAUUAUCCUCCUAAUGAAAAUUGUAAGAUUGCUCCAGAAAGUGGGAUAAAGCUGUUUCUUGGCAGUGAUAGGAAGACUUGUCGACAAGAAGAUGUUUCGAAAUCUAAUUUUUGUUUAAGGAGCACAAAUGCGUUGGCUGACCUGAAUGAGCCUGUUCAGGCUGAAGAAGCAAAAGAUCCUGCUUCUGUUGAUUUUCUAGGCCGUCCCACCUGCCAUGGGGAAACUCAAGAUCAGGAACUGUCUGCUAAGCCCAAGUCAGAGUUUCUAGAUUUUCCAAAGGGAAGUUUACAGAACUCCCAUCAUGGAAGUGACAAUGGGACUUUGAACAAUCUAUAUGGGCAGAGCAAAGGAAAUGGGAGGGAGUGGUUGCCCUAUAUGCUGGAAGCAGGGCACGGUAAAAGUAACCCAAAAUCUAAUUCACAAGGUCUCCAACCAGAAAAGUUGCCUAGACCUUCCCAGCCAGGACAAGUUAUGCUUAACAAGGCCCAUGAGCCUCCAGCAUUUCUUCUCACUGAUCAAAACAAGGGAGAUAUGUGGAGGGAAAGGACAUCGUCUGGUUUAGAAAUCUCUGAGAAAAGUCAAGGUCUCUCAAAUUAUAACCAUGCAGAACAGGCUGUCUCUUCUCAUUUGCCCAGUCAAUGUCAAUUUGUCUUUUCCUCUGAUUUGGCCAAGUCUUGGUCUCAUUCAGUUUCAUCGUGGGAAAAGAUGAGCAGUGGCCUCAGUCAGAAGUCAAUGUCAAUUCAAACACAGCCGUUUUUAACUUCACCCACUACCCUGAGUAAGAGUUUGCAGUCAUCAGCCCAGAGUCAUGGGAUUUUUGGACACAAGUGGCAUCUUGACAGCAAUUCCAGGUCAAACCCUGGUUUUGGAAGUGAAGUAGCUAACCGAAAUGGAUUUUACCAUGGGUCCUCAUCUGGGUCCAAGGAACUACCAAUUGGUUUUACAUCAAUUGGCUUUGACUAUUUGAACUGCACUAAUGGUGAUAGUGCAGUCUCUGGACACUUAAUUGAAGGUUCUGCAAAGUACUCCAAGGGUUCCAAUUGCAUGGAUGUGAAGUCUGCAAAAGAUAUGAACUUGAAUAUGGUGCUUUCAAACAGUUCAUCCAAUGAUGCAGUUCCCCGGCAAGGUCUUGAAAUCAUAGAUGGGGAAAAGAAGCAUGAAGACUACAUGCCAGCACUGCCUUGGCUCAGAGCUAAAGCUUGUAAGAAUGAGGCCUCCAAUGUGUGUGGUGGUUCAGACAAGAUGGAAUCAAGUUUUUUUCAGUCUUCUCUUAGUCUGUUGUGUGACAAAAAUAAAGCUGAAAAGGGUCCUAGUCAAAAUCUGUCUCAGAAUGUUACAUCAGCUGCCUAUGCCUGUGAUGUUGAGGCCAAGGAGAUUGAGAUAAGUGACUGCCCAAGGAAUAGAAAAAUUCUUGGCUUUCCUGUUUUUGAGAAGCCUCAUGUUUCUAACAAUGAGUCUUAUUCGCUUACCUCCCCCUCUGCAUCCCUUCUUUACUCAUCUGAAGGUCAGGACAUUGAAAAUAAUUGGAAAAACAGAGCACUUGAUAUUAACUUGCCUUGUGAUCUUGCAGUUCCUGACUUGGGCAAGCAGACUCCUGCAGAAGUUCUGAUUAUAGAGAAGGGAGCACAUUCUAAUGUUGCCUGUGUUAGAAGUCACAUCGAUUUGAAUUCUUGUAUAACUGAGGAUGAUGCUUCAAUGACUCCUGUUCCAAGCACCAAUGUGAAGAUUGCUUUGGAGAUAGAUCUGGAAGCCCCUGUAGUUCCUGAAACCGAGGAAGAUGUUCUUUCUGGGUUGGAAUCUAUAGGAAAGCAGCAUGAUUCACCUGUACAAUCACUGCCACACAAAGAUGAUGGCCUUCUGGAUGAAUUUGCCAGAAUAGCAGCAGAAGCAAUUGUUGCCAUCUCAUCAUCUGGCAACUGCAGUGACCUGGAGAGCCCCACUCACUACCUCUCGGAAGCUCCUUUGAAGGACUCCUCCCUCCACUGGUUUGUGGAGGUAAUUUCUUCUUGUGCAGAUGAUCUUGAUAGCAAGUUCGGUUCAGUUUUGAGGGGCAAAGAUUAUGUAGAUAAUGAGGAACCCGGUGGAAUUGAUUAUUUUGAGGCAAUGACAUUGAAAUUGAUAGAGACCAAUGUAGAUGAAUACUUGCCUGAGCCUGUAGUUCCAGAAAACUCAAAAGUGGAAGAAACUGGAACUGCUUUAGUGCCAAAUCGAACCCGAAAGGGGCAAGCUAGGAGAGGGAGGCAGAGGAGGGACUUUCAAAGGGACAUCCUUCCUGGCCUUGCUUCUCUUUCAAGACACGAGGUCACAGAAGAUCUUCAGACAUUUGGGGGGUUGAUGAGAGCCACUGGACACCCUUGGCAUUCAGGAUUGGCUAGAAGAAACGGCACUAGAAAUGGGGGCGCAAGGGGCAGGCGGAGGUCAGUGGUCAGCCCCAACACCGAGGUGGCCAUUACCACAGACGUGGCCAUUACCACAGUGUGCAGUCCAUUGGUGCAGCAGCUUACUAAUAUUGAAAUGGGACUGGAGGAUAGAAGCCUAACAGGGUGGGGGAAGACCACUAGACGGCCCCGUCGUCAAAGAUGCCCUACAGGUAACCUUCCACCCCCUUUAACUUAAUCAUGGGAGGAUGAGGCUAUGAUAUAUGAAUUGAGAAUCUUAUAGAGGAACUAGGGAAAGUAGGGAGUUGGUUCUAUGGCUUUGGGGAGUGCAGUCAGUUGUUGUGAGCCCAUGGGGAUAUUAUAUUGCCUUUGUACAUGCCAUCCUAGCCCAAAAUUUGGGUUCCCUUGAUUUUCUGUCUUUGGGUUACCAACUUUGUAUUAUUCAUAAAUAAUGUUGCAUGAUUUCUUUUGGGAUA